GGCGUUGCUGGGGCGGCCUAAGAUGGCGGCGCGCUGGAGCAGCGAGAAUGUGGUGGUGGAGUUCCGCGACGCCCAGGCGACUGCUAUGUCAGUGGACUGCCUGGGACAGCAUGCAGUGCUCUCAGGCCGCCGUUUCCUCUACAUAGUCAACCUGGAUGCACCAACCGAGGGCCAUCGGAAGAUCUCCCGGCAGAGCAAGUGGGACAUCGGGGCAGUGCAGUGGAACCCACACGACAGCUACGCGUACUAUUUUGCAGCUUCGAGCAACCAGCGAGUUGACCUGUAUAAGUGGAAGGAAGGUAAUGGGGAAGUUUGCACAUCCUUGCAAGGACACACACGUGUGAUCAGUGACUUGGACUGGUCAGUGUUUGAACCAGACCUGCUGGUCACCAGUUCUGUUGACACAUACAUCUACAUCUGGGACAUCAAAGACACCAGGAAGCCUACAGUCUCGCUCUCUGCAGUAGCUGGAGCUUCCCAGGUCAAAUGGAACAAGAAGAAUGCCAACUGUUUAGCGACAAGCCACGAUGGGGAUGUCCGAAUAUGGGACAAAAGGAAACCCAGCACUGCAGUGGAAUACUUAGCAGCUCAUCUCUCUAAAAUCCAUGGUCUGGAUUGGCAUCCUGACAAUGAGUACACGCUGGCCACUUCCAGCCAGGACAACUCUGUCAGGUUCUGGGAUUACCGUCAGCCUCGGAAGUACCUCAGUAUCCUUCCCUGCCAGGUUCCUGUCUGGAAGGCGAGAUACACACCUUUCAGCAAUGGGCUGGUGACAGUGAUGGUUCCGCAGCUCCGACGAGAGAACAGCCUACUUCUCUGGAAUGUCUUUGACUUGAACACACCUGUUCAUACCUUUGUGGGACAUGAUGAUGUGGUGCUGGAGUUUCAGUGGAGGAAACAGAAAGAAGGUUCUAAAGACUACCAGCUGGUUACGUGGUCCCGUGAUCAGACUCUGCGGAUGUGGCGGGUUGACUCUCAGCUGCAGAGGCUGUGUGCUAAUGAUAUCCUGGAUGGAGUUGAUGACCUCAUCGAUGGGAUUUCUCUUCUGCCUGAGCCAGACAAGACCCUUCAACCACAGGACUCUGAGCCCCAACACAGCUCUGGACAUGGGGAUGAGGAAGCCUUAAAGGAAGACUUCCUGAACGACCUCCUGGUGGGAAAGAAAACAGACCAACUGGGGCUGCCUCAAACACUGCAGCAGGAGUUCUCACUGAUCAACGUGCAGAUCCGAAAUGUCAACGUGGAGAUGGAUGCGGUGAAUCGUAGCUGCACAGUGUCAGUGCACUGUGGCAACCACCGGGUCAGGAUGCUGGUGAUGUUCCCUGUCCAGUAUCCCAAUAAUGCUGCACCAUCCUUCCAGUUCAUCAACCCGACCUCCAUCACUGCCUCCAUGAAGGCCAAGCUGCUGAAGAUACUGAAAGACACUUCCCUGCAGAAAGUGAAGAGGAACCAGAGCUGCCUGGAGCCCUGCCUGCGUCAGCUCGUCUCCUGGCUGGAGUCUGUCGUGAACCAAGAGGACAGCACGUCCAGCAACCCCUAUGCUCUGUCCAACUCCGUGACGACCCCCCUGCCCACCUUUGCCCGGGUCUCCAAUGCCUAUGGCUCCUACCAGGACUCAAACAUCCCAUUUCCACGGACCUCUGGAGCCCGGUUCUGUGGUGCAGGGUACCUGGUGUAUUUCACGAGGCCCAUGACCAUGCACCGUGCAGUGUCCCCAACGGAGCCCACACCCCGGUCCCUGUCAGCCUUGUCAGCAUACCACAGUGGCCUCAUUACUCCGAUGAAGAUCCGUACAGAGACUCCAGGCAAUCUGCGUUUGUACAGCGGCAGUCCCACGCGCAGUGAGAAGGAGCAGGUCUCCAUUAGCUCCUUCUACUACAAAGAGAGGAUGUCUCCUCGCUCUGCCCGGCGGCGUUGGUCCAUACAAGCAAUUAACGACUUCCCGAAGUCGAGGAGGUGGAAAAGCAAACGGGAGGGGACAGAUGCCAACAACCGACCCAUCAAAGCUGCCGGGAAAGUUAUUAUACAAGAUAUUUCCUGCUUGCUGCCUGUGCACAAGCUGCUGGGAGAGCUCUACAUAUUGAACGUAAAUAAUAUCCAGGAGACUUGCCAGAAGAAUGCUGCCUCAGCCAUGGCCGUUGGACGGAGGGAUCUUGUACAGGUUUGGUCACUGGCUAUGGUAGCCACUGAUCUUUGUCUUGGACCGAAGUCUGACCCAGAUCUGGAGAUACCUUGGGCACAGCAUCCAUUUGGACGUCAAUUACUGGAGUCCCUGCUGGCUCACUACUCGCAGCUCCACGAUGUGCAGACCCUGGCCAUGCUGUGCAGUGUGUUUGAAGCCCAGUCCAGGUUACAGGGGUGCCCAAACUCCUAUGGCCCCUUUCCUCAGCGUGCCUCCAACCUGGCCUCCCACAGCCGAUACCCCAGCUUCACUUCCUCUGGUUCCUGUUCCAGCAUGUCGGAUCCUGGACUUGGCACUGGAGGCUGGAGCAUAGCAAACAAGGACACUGAGCAGAGCUCCGCUCCCUGGUGCGAGUCUUCUCCAGAUGAGUUCCGCUACAGCAACCUGAUGUACCCCGAUCAUCGGGAGCGAGAGAAGGACCAGCACGAGAAGAACAAAAGGCUCCUGGAUCCUGCCAAUACUCAGCAGUUUGAUGACUUUAAGAAGUGCUACGGUGAAAUCCUCUAUCGCUGGGGUCUGCGAGAGAAGCGAGCUGAGGUCCUGAAGUUUGUCUCCAGUCCUCCUGAUCCCCACAAAGGAAUUGAGUUUGGUGUGUACUGCAGCCACUGCCGCAGCGAGGCGCGGGGCACGCAGUGCGCCAUCUGCAAGGGCUUCACCUUCCAGUGCGCCAUCUGCCACGUGGCCGUGCGGGGCUCCUCCAACUUCUGCCUGACCUGUGGGCACGGUGGCCACACCAGCCACAUGAUGGAGUGGUUUCGCACGCAGGAGGUUUGCCCCACGGGCUGCGGCUGCCACUGCCUGCUCGAGAGCACCUUCUGAACGGCGGCAGAGCACAGCGCCCCGGGAAGGGGACUGGGGAUGGAAUUCCCGAGCCACGUGGACUCAGCUCUGCGGCGUCUGGAGGAGCCGUGCUGGGAGCCGGCGCAGGACUGGUGGUGACCUUUCUGAGUGCUUCCAGUGUCACUGUGCUGCCUGGGUUGCUUCCAGACCGCUUGGACCAAACUCCAGUGUGUCCAUUGCUGGCGAUGGAUGCCGCACCACCGAGCUCACACUUGUCCUGCAGGAGUGUAAAUGUUGGCCGGUCUCUGCCAGGCUGUGGAAGGGCGUCGGAGUUCCUUUGGAAAGCACUCGGCUGGCAGAGCCAGACCUGCUCCAGCUGCCUAAUGUCUUUCCAGGUGCCUCUGGAUGGGCCAAGGGUGAGCCAGGCACAGCCUUCUUCACACACUUGAGACAGAAAUAAUUUGCAAGCAGCAGUGAGCUCUGCAGGCUCACUGUCACCUGUGCUCAACAAGUGGCUGUGCUCCAAGUCACUUUCUGAGCCAACAGGGUCCUUAUUUUUGAACUUCUGUUUACGUUGCUGAGGUUAUCCCAUAAAGCAAGAGUGAAAUGA
Molecule: messenger RNA, 3572 nt
Organism: Lagopus leucura (white-tailed ptarmigan)
Lineage: Eukaryota; Metazoa; Chordata; Aves; Galliformes; Phasianidae
Gene: WDR59
Product: WD repeat domain 59
Exons: 27
Coding region: 23-3001 (992 amino acids)
Molecular function (GO): protein binding
Source: RefSeq, a predicted model, not a curated record